Penicillium roqueforti is the source of this 2541-nucleotide messenger RNA. Its product is annotated as putative glycosyl hydrolase. Gene Ontology annotation, biological process: carbohydrate metabolic process. Gene Ontology annotation, molecular function: hydrolase activity, hydrolyzing O-glycosyl compounds. The record is from RefSeq and is a predicted model, not a curated record. Bases 1 to 2541 code for a protein of 846 amino acids. The transcript has 4 exons. NCBI's taxonomy places the organism in Eukaryota, Fungi, Ascomycota, Eurotiomycetes, Eurotiales, Aspergillaceae.
AUGCAUAAAAUUUGCAUUUCACUUGCUUUCAGUGCAUGUGCCUGCGCAGUGACUACCGGCUCCGAACCCCUUGUUGCCACUGCUGGUGAUAUUGCUGCUAUCCCGGGAUGGUACCUCCAAUCAUCGACCAAAGUAUCAGAAGGGAUGGAUGUACUAUCCAUGCCGGGAAAAGAUGUCUCCUCAUGGAAUCGGGUUGGUUCUCGUGGCACAGUUAUGGCUGGGCUUAUUGAGAACGAGGUAUACAACGAGACAGAAUUGUUCUACUCGGAUAAGAUGGAAUCUAUCGCUGAUCCCUCCACGUUCGACGCACCCUGGCUUUAUCGAGAAGAGUUCACACUGCACCCAUCCGCCGGCAAAUAUUUUACCCUAAAGACACAUGGAAUCACAUCCAAGGCAGACAUAUAUCUGAACGGAGUGCUCGUUGCGUCAAGUGACGAGCAGCAAGGCUCCUAUGGCGGCCAUCAGUACGAACUGACCCAUCAUGUUAAGGAAGGAGCUAAUUGUCUUCUCGUUUGUGCAUUCCCAACCAACUAUCUUCGCGAUUUUGCCCAGGGGUUUGUGGACUGGAAUCCCUACCCAGCAGACAAUGGAACCGGCGUUUGGCGAAAUGUGGAGGUUUCUCAGACUGGAGCGGUUUCGAUAUCGUCGUUCCGCAUCCUCACUAAUUUUACUCACCCCAAUUCUGAGCCUGUGAAGGUCACCUUUCGGACUGAUUUGAGCAAUUUUGAAUCUAGUGGUCAGCAAAUAAUGAUCAACGGCACCGUCGAAGGGCCAGAUGGCUCGGUAGCUGUGCAAAUUAGCGAGACAUUUGACCUGAAGUCAAAAGAGAAAAAGGCGGUGUCUAUGAGCGUGUCAAUUGUGAACCCUGAUAUUUGGUGGGCUGCCCUUUGGGGUGAGCAGCCUCUAUACACGAUACAUGCCAGCGCCAUCAUCCGAAAACCCCAGAAGUCAGUGUCAGACAGUUCAAUUCGCCAAAAAUUCGGGAUUCGCCAUGUAUCAUCGAGAUUAAACAAGUCCAAUGAUACCGAGUUUGCUGUCAAUGGCGAGCCCUUCCAGGUCAUCGGAGCUGGUUAUGGGCCGGAUAUCUUCUUGCGAUUCGAUAUUCACAGGGAGCACCCAGAACUUUAUGAUCUCGCAGAUAAGAUGGGCUUGAUGGUCCUGGCGGGAUGGGAAUGUUGUGACAAAUGGGAAGGGUGGAAGUAUAACGACGAGGCCGAUGGUGUCAAAUGGGGAAAGUCCGACUACCCAGUUGUGAAGGCAGCAAUGCUGCAUGAGGCAGAGAUGAUGCAGAGCCAUGCUUCGAUGCUUGGCUUUUUAGUGGGCUCAGACUUCUGGCCCAAUAUCCAAGCCACCGAGAUCUAUUUAGACGCUCUCAAAGUCAUGGAUUGGCCUAAUCCAAUCAUUGCAUCAGCCAGCAAGCGUGGUUACCCCGAAGCUCUUGGGCCAUCCGGAAUGAAGAUGGACGGCCCAUACGAUUGGGUACCCCCGAAUUACUGGUACAACAAUGAAGAAGGAGCGGCAUCUGGAUUUGGAUCUGAAUUGGGUCCUGGAGUUGGUACCCCUGAGAUUGGCAGCCUGAAAAAGUUCAUGUCUGGUGCCGAGCUGGAAACACUUUGGAAAGAACCAGAUGCAGACCAAUAUCAUAUGUCCCGUUAUGAUUCGCAAUUUUACGACCGGAAGCUCUACAACAACGCUCUAUUUGCUCGAUACGGAGAGCCAUCUAGCCUGGAGGACUACAUCGUCAAAUGUCAGAUGACAGAUUAUGAGGCCACGCGAUCCCAGUUUGAAGCUUACGGAACGCAACAAAAUGCGACGCGACCUGCCACAGGGAUUAUUUAUUGGAUGUUAAAUAGCGCCUGGCCGAAUCUGCAUUGGCAGUUGUUUGAUUACUAUCUCAGCCCUAUGGCAGCCUACUUUGGCACCAAGGUUGGAGCGCAAAACAGCGGAAAUCGGCACAUCAAGGUAGAUCUCAUUGAUUCAAAUGGCGAAGAACUCUCCGAGGCCACAGUGGAGAGCAACACAACGCCUCAUUCCUCGAAGGUGGUGGCUUCGCUUAACGGAAUUAAAACAGUCAAAGAUAUUGGCUUCCUCCGUCUCACACUCAGUGAUACCAAAUAUGAAGGUUUCCUUAGUCGCAAUGUAUACUGGCUCUCUCCUACCACGGAUGUCUUGGACUGGUCAAACUCUGAUUGGUACACCACCCCAGUUACUAAGUUUGCCAAAUACACUAAGCUAGAGACACUAAAACCGGCUACUUUGAAUGGUUCAUUACACAGCCUGGAGUCACCAACAGACGAUGGUUUGACUCAUGCUGAGGUCCUGCUCGAAAACCAAUCUGCAGGGCCGGCAGUUUUCAUUCGUCUGAAUGCUAUCAAUGCACUCAAAAGUGUGGAAAUUGCGCCGCUUUAUUGGUCUGAUAACUAUGUGACUCUUUGGCCGAAAGAAAAUCUGCGGUUAACUGUUGCAUUUGAAGGAGAUAUUCAGCAUACUGUGGUUGAAAUUACAGGAAGGAAUGUGGAGAAAGUGACUCUCAAGGUUUAA